CCAAGCCAGUUUAUCUCUCCUCUUGGGUCUCCAAUUCAUAGCUUUGAUGUGAUUCUCCACCAUAUAUCCCACAACUCAUCAACCUUUUUCAAAAGAUAGAAUUUUAGAUCAAAGCAUAUUUUUUAGAUCAAAACUAUGGUUUUCUCUUCAGUUCCUCUCUACCUUGAUCCUCCCAGUUGGACAAAUCACCACCACCAGCACCAACAAGGUGAUGAUGUGGUUGAUGGAACAACAACGGGGUGCUCCUCCCUCCUCCCACCGCCUCCACCCCUUCCGGGCGGCGGCGGCUCAGCUAGGCCCCCUGGCUCUAUGACAGAGAGAGCCAGGCUGGCCAAGGUGGCUCCCCCAGAGGCGGCCCUAAAGUGCCCCCGUUGCGACUCCACCAACACCAAGUUUUGCUACUUCAACAACUACAGCCUCUCCCAGCCGCGGCACUUCUGCAAGACGUGCCGGAGGUACUGGACGAGGGGCGGCGCUCUGAGGAACGUGCCGGUCGGCGGCGGCUGCCGCCGCAACAAGAGGAGCAGCAAAGGGAGCCGGUCCAAGUCCCCGGCGGCUCGAGCCGACCACCUCAAUGGAGCACCGCCGAGCUCUACGCGCUCACCGGCCGAUAUCAUCCUGUCGGCGGCCAACCAUUUCCAGCCCCCGCCGCCAAUUUCGUUCCUGCCGCCGCUGCAGAGUCUCGGCGGGUUCGGGGCGGCGGCGCCGGAACUAGGUUUGAAUUACAGCGAGAGCGAAAUGGGGUUUCAUCAGAUGGGGAAUAACUCCGCCGUGGCCACCAUGAAUCUAUCCGCCCGGUUCGCGGACCUAUUCCGGCUGCAGCAGGGAAUGACGCCGCUCCCAUUCCUCUCCGGCCUCGACCAGCCUGGCGGCGGCGCGUUGUACCAGUUCGAAGAAGCGGAUCAAUACGGCGGAGACCAUCAUUACCAUCACCAUCAUCAGCUCGGGGGAAAGGGUUUCGAAAGCGGCGGCGGCGGUGGGGCGACGUUUCAUCAUGUGAAGAUGGAGGGCAACAACAAUGUGGGGAUGAACAGUGACAUGUCAAGAAACUUUCUGGGAAUAACAGGAAACAACAACAGCGAAGAACAUUUCUGGACUGGGAACAACAACGUUAAUGGAUUCACAACCACAACAACGACAACCUCGGAUCUGCCAAUUGCUGGUUACACUUCUUCCUCUACUACUACUGCUAGCCGCCUCUUGUGAUUUUGUUUCUGUUAUUCCUUGCUUUUAUAUUUUAUAUAUUUCCUCAUCAAAACCCUAGCUAUAUUCCGUUUUAUUUCUUUUUUUAUUUUAUUUUAUUUAUUUAAAAAAAAAAUCCAUACAUUAAAGAAUGGGGGUGGGU
Messenger RNA from Cuscuta campestris, 1345 nucleotides. Lineage: Eukaryota; Viridiplantae; Streptophyta; Magnoliopsida; Solanales; Convolvulaceae. The record is from the annotation of a GenBank genome assembly.